Messenger RNA from Spirodela intermedia, 1401 nucleotides. The record is from the annotation of a GenBank genome assembly. Lineage: Eukaryota; Viridiplantae; Streptophyta; Magnoliopsida; Alismatales; Araceae.
AUGGACCGCCUUACGUUGGCUCUUCCAGGAGUCAGAGUCGGCAUUGAAGAUCCCAUCUCCCAGGAUGUCGAAGAUCUCCAGGAACUGGGCGCCCUUUGGGUAGUUGACGAAGUUGGCGUUGAAAAUGUGGUUGAUGUUAGCCGGAUCGAUGGUGAUGAGAAUGUCCAUGCCGGAGAACCAGGGUCCCUUGAACAGGAAGGUGGAACCGACGAUGGGGAUGAGAUCUACGCACCACUCGUAGAAACGGUGGAUCUGGGUGAGGACGCUAGGGAACAUGCCCAGGAGAGGCCAGUUCCUGGGGACGCGGCUACGGCGUAUCCCACUGUAGAAGAAGAGGACGACAAAGGAGACGAGAGACAGAAGGGUCUCCGGAUAGGCCACUGCGAGCUUCACGAGGCUCGUGAUUAUGCCCAUUGGGGAGAGUGACGGAGAGAUAGGAGAGAGGGGAUUGGGAAUGGGAUGGGAGAGGACAUUAGUCCUAAGGGAAAGAUUUUGUAGCAUUGGCAAGGUUCUGCCCUCUCACAGAGAAGACGAUCCUCUGUGUGUGCUUCUUGAUUCUACCCAAUUAAUCAUGGCCAUCCACGUGCACUUCUGACGGUAGAAGUCACUCCGAUUGUCUUAAAAUAACCCAACGGACAGUGGUGUCAUUAGGAGUUCUUUUAAUGGAGCAAACGCUAUCGGGUUGACCUCUGCAUGCAUGAUAGGGGGCGACUAGGGCUGUGAAAGGGAGUUAUAGUUAUUGGUGUCGAAGAUAACUUAUCUAAAAUAAUCAUUUGCAUAAACAAUGUACGGAAGGCGGUCUAAGUGACAAAUCGAUCGAGAUUGACCAACUCUCUCUCUCUCUCUUCCUCCUCCUCUCCCCCUCUCUCGCUCGCUCUUGUCGGUGACGACUGUCAUCUAAUCGUCGUUGAACAAUUGGAUAGCCUUGAACGGUUAGAGAGUCACCUCUUCCCUCGACACGGAGGAAUAUCACCUUGAACAGUUAGUCUCGCAGGGAAUGUAUUUUUUGGUAGAAGCACCGUUUUCCUUAGCGCAUUCGAAAUGCAAUAGUUUUAAUACGUAUUAUUUUUGGAAGGCACAAAUAAUCGAAUUGUUAGAAGCUUUUAUGAAACAAGGUCGAAGACGAUUAUUGACGUGGAGGAAUACGUACUAAUAAGACUAAAAUACCCCAGUUGGUUAGGAUCCGUGACUUCAAUGCCCUUGUGAAUCUACAAGCACGUAGAGAGACAUCCAAAGGUGCUUUCAUGGGUAAACAAAGUCUUAUUUGAGUGGCUGAAAACAAGUGACCGGUGACUAGGCAGAUUAAAUUCCUUUACGUCACUGAUAUCAAUGGAAUGCUACGGAACGCAGGCUCUUGCAAUAAGAUACAAGUUUGAGGCUAAAGCGACUGGCAGCGGAUAA